This is a messenger RNA of Paramuricea clavata, 1395 nucleotides long. Lineage: Eukaryota; Metazoa; Cnidaria; Anthozoa; Malacalcyonacea; Plexauridae. The record is from the annotation of a GenBank genome assembly.
AUGUUAAAAGUGCUCAAUACAGCUCUGACAUUCCACCGAUCCAUCUGUCUAGUUGGAUCAAAAGGAGUAGGGAAGACAACUCUGCUAAAGGCGCUGGAAACAAAUGUAGAAUUGCCUUCCAUUUAUUUUGACUUGAAUAACGUAAAUGAUUGGUCUACUUUCAAUGAAAAUGUGAAAAAACUGGAAGAAGGUACCGGGGAUCGUGUAGUCUUAUUUCUUGAUAACAUUCAGCAUGCAGUCAGAAACGAAGGUGCGAGGAGAAUUAUUUCAACUUAUGUGAAGCAACCGGCUCAUAAUAGAAAAAUUCAAGUAUUCGCUGCAUCGUCAAGAGCUGGGCUCUUCAGGCUGAGAGCCGAUUCAGAUCUUCACUUAAAUCCUGACGACUUCUUUUUGUACUAUGUAACACCAGAAGAAAAUGUAGCGAUAGAAGUAAUGAAAAAGGUGUUACCGGAUUAUGAAAAGAAUGAAGUCGCGUACAUGAGAUGGGUAACAUCUGCAGGAUUUGUUGUGGGGGAAGUGUUUGAACUGGAGCUUUUCCUUCAGGUGGAAGCGGCACACAGUUCCAGAGAAACGCUUGAUCAGUUGUUAAAGGAGUUCGUGAAAUACCGUGAGGGCAGUUUACGGACAAUAUUGAAAGAGGACGAACAGUUGUUUCCCAUUGAUUCGAAACAUAUUUUUACAAAAUGCCUGGCAGUUUGUGUUGUUGGUGGUGGUGUUCCAAUGUCCGACCUGAGUGAACUCUAUCAACUGGCACCAUCAGAUCUCCCUUGGACCCUUCUAAAGGUGAAAAAUAGAACUUUAACGGCAGUGUCACCACAAGCGAAGGCAGCAAUGCAAACCUUCAUGAGAACAAAUCAAGAUUUGGCAAAACAGCUGCUAUACCUUAUCGAUGCAGGUAGGCACAGGAGUUCUGGUAGCAUGCGUGGGGCACUAUUCGAGGAAUUUUUCUUUCAAGCAUUACCUGGUAUGAUCAUAGUUUUGAAGAGACAUGGUUGCAUUGAUGAAAUAGUGAACCUGAAGAUAGUUUCUCCGGCUGUGUACGAAGUUAAGGGCAGCAAUCUUGGAGAUUUUUUACCAGAGACGAAUUAUUGUUACUAUACACCUAACAUGCGAGAUGUGGACAUUAUUUUAAAUGUCGAUGACAAGAUCCUCUUAAUUCAGUGCUCGAUUUCAAGAGAGAUCGAGGUAAAAAAAGGUUUUUGGAGAACCGCGGAAAAUAGAAAGUUGACUGCAGUUCUUGCUGGGCCAUCGCAUGUAAAAAAGCAUCUGGAAGAUAGUAACUCUCAACUUGCUAACGAGUACAAACAAAAUAAAUUUGCGUUUGUACUCGGCAAUGAUGUUUUGGGGGACGAUUUUGUUAAUCUUCUGACGUAUGUGCAGGGCAAUGACCGGUGA